AUGAUGCUCGUCAAAUUCCUAAGGGGGCUAACCGUAUUUAGCCUUAUUUGCUGGAUCCAGAGGAUACACGCCCUGCAGAACGAAUGCGAUUUUAACUUCAACGUCAUGUUGUUAUCAAAUAUAUAUGACAAGUACAAUGGGAAGCACAUAGAAGAAGUUGAGGGUAACAGAGAUUAUUGUAGCAAUUUGGAGAGUUUAAAUUCGCUAAAAUCCUUUUGGCAAUUAAAAUUAAAAUCGCUAUGCACAGAAGAAACAUCCAUUUUAGAUAAACAAGUCUUUAACAACAUUUGCAGUAAAACGUACAAAGUACCUCAUGUAACAGUGAGCGGAUUACAAGUAGGAAAGGAUAUUGUUAAUAUCGAAUUUUUCUGCGCGCAUUUCUUGUAUAGUAACAACAAGGAGGUUAUAAAAUGUGUACGACAUAAUGUUUUGAACAAUUACCUAGAUUCUUACCACAUAGCGUUUGAUUUAUCCGUUUCACAAGAAUUGUUAAAGCAGUCGAACCAUGUAGAUGAAGUUUUAAAUUUGAAAAACAUAGAUGGAUUGGCUCUCACCAAAAGGAUAAUAGAUGAUUCCGUAUGUAGGAUUCAUUCUAGUGUCCAUACCAUUAUGAAUAAGCAUGAUUUUGAUUUAUUCAAAGCAUUAGCAGGUUUAUGUACAAAGUUGGGUUUCCACCAUCAUUUUAUCAUAACAGAUAAUAUUCAUCCGCUAACAACACCUUUAUUUAAUGAAAUACCCUACAGUUUAAAUUCUCUUAAUUUUAAUAUACAAAAUAGUACAAUGUACUACACAAACUAUGAAUACUUCGUAUAUAAUGUUAAGCUAGCCGAUAUAGAUCACAUCCUCGGUUCGUAUAUGUCUCCAUCAGCCUUGGCGAUAAGCAAGAAUAACUCCUACGUAACGUGGUUAGGAAUUAACAAGGAAAAUACUUUGUACAAGAAAAAAUUUGAUGAAUUAUAUAACCUGCUAGACACCAAUAAAUAUAUGGAAAGGAUUGUUCAGUGUUAUAGUAAAUAUACAUCCAAGUAUUAUGGAAGUAGUAUAAAAUAUUUUUUACGAUAUAUUCCAGAGAAUAAAAGAGAUCUGAUGCAAAAUAAUCCGAAAAUUUUUAUAUAUAUUAUUAAUGGCAUAUGUAAAAAUAUCCCAUCUAUUCACAAAUGUGUUGAGAAAAUCAUUUUCCUUGAUGGAAUAUACGAUUUGUAUUUUAAAAAUUUCAUGGUCAAUUUUAUAUACUACAAUGCGGCCUGUAUUUUUAAUUGCAAUUUGCCAGACUUAGGAAAAGUUAUCAAUGAUGAGCAGGUGUGGGAUAUCCUUGUAAACUAUUUUUCAAAUGCAUUUUUGGUGAAUUAUAAAAAGACCAAAACUCCUAGCAUAGGGGGUAAUAAUGUAAACAAGUCUGUUGAUAAGACGGACGAAAAUACAUCACCAGAAACGUACAAGGAAAUGGCAAAGUUAUACUAUACCAAUUUUGAUUAUGAUUAUAUUCAUAGCGGUAAAUGGAAAAAGGAAAUAAAUUUGGAGGAUGAAGAAGCUAUCUUGAAGCCUUCAGAUGAAGUCGUUGAAUUCGAAUUCUACAAUUACACCUUCCAGACACUGGACCUGAGCACUUACGGCUUCUUCAUUUUGAAGAGCCAAAUGGAGGAGGACAAUGUGUGCAAAAUUUCGUCCUUCAUUGAGGCCAACGGGAAGAAGUACGUCCACGUAAAUAGGUACAUUGCCGAUUUUUUCAGUAAGAACAACAAGCGAGUUCUUUCCCAUUCGGGGGGCAAGAAGGGUUCCUCCGUAGGUGGCCAUAAUCAUGGUCACAGCAAUGGUGGGGGCGAGCACAACGGUGGGGAUGAACACGACGGUGGAGAUGAGCACGGAGGGGGCGAUGAAGGAGACGACCAUGACGACCAUGAUGAACAUGACGACCAUGAUGAACAUGAUGAACACGAUGAACACGAUGGACAUGAUGAACACGAUGAACAUGAUGAACACGAUGAACAUGAUGAACACGGCGAAGAAGGAAACGGAGGAGACGAUCACGUGAACACCUUUAACAUGUUUGACGACUUCCUUGGAGAAGACAAAGAAAGCAACAGUUUCAUGGAUCUGUUCCAAAACAAUCCAUUGUUUAAUAAAAACCAUAAUUUGUUUGACAAUUUCUACCACGGAGAAGACGAAGAGGAAGAAGGCGAGUUGUAUGACCAUAAGGAGAGAGAGCCGUUAGACAUUGAAAAGCACAAGGUCUCCACCCCCAUAGGAGAUGUGUACCCGCUAAAAACAGAGUACACCCUGAAAGAGCUACAAAACAUGUAUGAGAUUCACCCAGGAUUCAGCGAACUAGAUGAAGAAAUCAGAUACCAUUUUUUUAGAAGCCAAAUAUUCGAAAAGGAAGUUUCCUUUAUAGUAAAAGACGUGCCAACAAAGAUUGAAAAUUAUUAUAAAUAUUAUUAUGAAAUUAAGAAGAGUUUAAAAACGUUCGACAAAUAUGAUGAGGAGCAUUAUAAGAUGCUAAUGAAUAAGUCGAAAGAAGAUCCAGAUGUUUUUUCAAAAAUAGACAUUGAAUUUUCGUGCACGAGGAUGGGAAAAUGGCCAAUUCGUGGAGCCAAUGGUAGAUGGUUAUCAGAUGUUUUAUGCGAAACCAAGUUGGUUCCUCAGCUGGUAUACAAUAACGAAUAUGCAGAAAAGCAGGGCCAAAAUAAAAAGAAAAAAAGCGGAAUUGAUCCCAAUUUGUAUACUUUAAAAGAAAACACAAGAUUAAUUGGCAUCGAAUUUGAAGACCAAGAACCGUACAGAUGUGCCAUUAGUUACCUCGGAGAUGAAGGCAAAAGGACACAUUUACCAGUAUCAGCAACUUUAUUGGUGCACUUAGCUAUUGGUUUCUGUACAUUACACGGUUUUAAAAUCGUUUGGCUAGCUGAUUCUGCCUUUGAUAUACACACCAACGUGUAUCUAAGAUAUACCUCCAUCCUAGAACAAGGAAAGACUUACUACGAACAGAGCAAUUUUGAAGUUUAUGGACAAACAAGACUUAUAGCACAAUUAGAAUAUAUCGCCUCUGGAAUGAGUGUAGAAAAUAAUCUUAUUACAUCUGGUAGCUUUAAAAACAGGUACAACUUGAUUAGUUACCCAGGGACAGACUUACCAUUCCUCCUCCUCAUGUCAAAGAAAGUUAAAGAAACUAUUUACAAUUUAAAAUUUGAUUGCCAUAGUUGGGCAUACAAUGGAUGUUCGGAAUAUUAUCCCUUAAUGAAGAAAAAUAAAAAAGUUGCUACAGAUGAAAAUUACAAUACAAUUACGCUGAAUGGAACAUAUUCCAAAAAGGAGUUAGAACAAAUGUAUGAAUGUUCGUUUAUGCAUGACAAAACCUUCCAGGAAUUGAAUAGGAUGUUCCCUAAAGAAUGUACCUUCGGGUCGAGGAUAGGUGAUUGCCAUAAGAAAGUUAGAAAACAUAUUCCUUGCUACAAUGAGGAAUCAUGUAAAUAUUUAAUUUAUAUUUAUGAAAAUUUUUACAAGCCACAGAACCAUGUAAAUUUACUUAAUGAACAUUUUAUAAAGGUAUCCGAAAAUUUAACCAAAAUAUCCAGACCCUAUUACUUACAGUCCAUUUUAGCAUUAGAACAUGAUAUACAAAUUAAAAAGAGCAAAAAAAGGAAUACACAGUAUGAAGACAUUGUAUUGUUCAUUUUGAAGAACUCUAUAUUUUACGUUUCUUGGGUUACGUCCAGUGAGUACUGGAAGAGGGCUGUGUAUGUGCAAGACGUGAAUACUUCGUUCGCGACCAUUAACCAAGUGGAGGACUACAAAAAUAAGGAGAUGUUUUGUCCAGUUGCCUACGGGCAUGAGUUCAUAGGGCACAUGCUCGUGCAGUACAUGAAGUAUCCUAACGAUUUAUGA
This is a messenger RNA of Plasmodium knowlesi strain H, 3882 nucleotides long. RefSeq names its product golgi protein 1, putative. The transcript has a single exon. The coding region runs from base 1 to 3882 and encodes 1293 amino acids. The record is from RefSeq and is a predicted model, not a curated record. Lineage: Eukaryota; Apicomplexa; Aconoidasida; Haemosporida; Plasmodiidae.